This is a messenger RNA of Astrephomene gubernaculifera, 1932 nucleotides long. Lineage: Eukaryota; Viridiplantae; Chlorophyta; Chlorophyceae; Chlamydomonadales; Astrephomenaceae. The record is from the annotation of a GenBank genome assembly.
GUCCGCUGUUCGGUGCUGCGGCAGCCCAGCAGCACCAGCAGCACCAGCAGCAGGCGCUGAGGGCGCUGCUGGAGAGCAUGCGUACGGCAGCCCCCGAGUGUAACGCCCACGAUGUCGCAAACGGCAUGUGGGCCCUGGCACGGCUGCGGCUGCUGGCACCCCCAGUAGCGCCGUCAGGGACAGCGGCACCGCAGCCGCCGAGCUCCACCUCGGAGAACGCAACAGAGGGCGGAGAUGCUGUGGAAGGCACCAGCGGACCCCCUCAGCCUGCGCUUAGGGACUGGGGGCUUGAGGACCCGGGGCCUCGUAAGACAGUACGACGGCAAUCACAGCCAGUCCCGGAGGUGGUUGCGGCAGCGACCGCCGGGCCGGCCGCAACCGCUGAGUCCGAUAUGACAUCGAGGACGCCUGCUGGCUUGUUGCAUGCGGACCUGCAGGCAGCAGGGUCGGUGUUGCUGCAUGUGUCAUGUCGCCGCCUGCUGCAGUACAACCCACAGCAGCUCGCCAACACAGCUUGGGCAGCCGCGGUCCUCGAAUUGCAGCCGCCGCCGAGCUGGGUCGCGGCCUUCUGGCCCGCCGCACUGGCCGCCCUGCCGUACAUGCGAACGGAGGAGCUCGUUGCUACAGCCACUGCUUCCACCAGGAUUGGCCUGCAACCCUCAGGGGAAUGGCUGGCGGCAGUGCUCGACCUCACAGCGGAAGCCAUGCGGCAGGCAGCGGGGCCAGAGGAAAGAAACCAGGCCGGGAAAGAAUCCAGCAAUCCAGCCCUUGGCCAGGCCGGUUACCCGUUCGCCGACUCUGCAACAGCAAAGUGGUCAAAUGACGGCGCCCCGAAGCGCCUCCGCAUCCAAGCUACCGGCCGGUGCCUUGCGAGUUUGCUCUGGUGCGUGGCUGCAUGGCGGGUGCGGGUGCCGGCCGCCUGGACAGCCGCUGUGCUGGCUCGCCUGGAGGCCCUGGCGGUGCAGGAGGGCUCCCUGGAGCCAGCCUCCCUGGCGACCGCGCUGCAGGCCAUGGCCCGCAUAGGGCUGCGGCCGGACGCAUUGGUGGCCGGGUGGACGCGGAGGGUGGUGGAGGGGCAUGUGGCGGCAGCGACGGGGGCAGCGAGCGGGAGCGGUUGUGGGGUACGACGCCAACGGAUGCGUACGACAGAUGCCAGCUUGGCAGCGGCAACGGCGGUUGUUAGUUGGGAGUCGGAUGCGGACCGGGAUGCGCUUGCAAGAGAAGGGGAAUGGAAUGCGAUGGACUGCGGGAGCAAAGGCGGGGUUUGGAGUGGGGAUGAAGAGGGUUUCCUUUCUUACCGGCAGCGGUUAGGGAGGUACGAUGGGCGGGCUGCGCGCAUGCUGCUGUGGUCCCUAGCGCGUCUGGGUUGCCCUUUGGGAGACCGUACGGCAGGCGUGCUGGCGCUGGCAGCGGCCGAUUGCUGCGACACCACAACCACCACCUCCGUCUCAACUUCACAUCCUCCCGACCCAGGUGCCGCUCCUGCUUCAGAACCAGCCACACGCAGCGGUGCAGCAGGCGCGACGGGAAGGCAUGAAAGCAGCAGCAGCAGCAGCAGCGGCGGCGGUGGCGGCGGCCUGAGCAACGUGUGUUUAGCACUAUGGGCGCUCGCGCGUGUUGCUCAACGCCCCGAGGAGUCAGUUAUGCGGCAGUUGGUACGGCAGGUGUAUCGCGACAUCCCGCUUGCUGCAGGCGUGGACCUGGUAACCGUUGUUAGAGCGCUGGCGGUUCUGAGAUACUGUCCCGGCCCGCGCUUCUGGCGCGCGGUGGAGAGGAGGGUGGCAUGCCUGGCACCCGGGCUGACUGAGCAGCAGGCGUCUGUGUUGAAGUCCUGUUGUGCGCAGCUGGGGUGGCAGUUCAGCGCGAAGACGCUGGAGGCGUUGGAUCACUUGGAUGUGGGCCGGCGGGAACGGUGAUAGAUGUCAAAUGGGG